This is a messenger RNA of Puccinia graminis f. sp. tritici CRL 75-36-700-3, 1984 nucleotides long. RefSeq lists its product as uncharacterized. NCBI's taxonomy places the organism in Eukaryota, Fungi, Basidiomycota, Pucciniomycetes, Pucciniales, Pucciniaceae. The record is from RefSeq and is a predicted model, not a curated record. The transcript is spliced from 4 exons. The coding region runs from base 106 to 1920 and encodes 604 amino acids.
UGUGAUUGUGAUUAGGGCCAGCGGCCAGCCUGGAUAUUUGUGUGCAAUCGACGACGGUUCGCCUCUCUUGACUCAUACUCGCCCCUUUAGAAUCGUACUACUCUCAUGAUGGUUCCUGUUGCUACCCUUACCAGAAGUCGUUCCUACCGAUUUUACAUUGCUGCAUGGUGUUUCAUAUUGGCUUUGAUAUCAUGCCGGAUGUUUGACUUGAACCAGCUUCCAGAAGAGGAUCUUGAUGAAGCCUUUCCAGGCGUGGCAGCCGAAAUAUCUCGAGGCAAGCGCAAGGAGCAUCCAGUCCAACUUCCGAGCCUCAGUCCCCCGACAAGCCGUGUGUGCCGAUCGGAUGAUCAGGGUGGCCCCUCCAACUCGGGUUCCAUCACUGCAAGGUUGAGAGCCGAACAUGAAGUCGACAUUGGCCACUCCGGCGUACAAGAACCAACUACCGCAGUUGACUCGGUGAAUAUUGGAAGCGGAAUAAGCCAAUCCAUCGCGGGCAGUCACCCUAAUCAAGCCGGUCAGUCCUCCUCCGGCGGUGGCUCCAAGUCAAUGGAUCACCCGGAUAAUGAUUUUUCGGAUAGCGAUCAGCUGCCAGGUUUACCAGUCGUCGAGAAGAAGCAUUGGGACGAACUAGAUUUUCCCCAUUUGAUCACACGUGGUGCCAUUGUCGAAGAACUUCUCAAUAAAUUCGGCAAAAGCUUUCAAUCUAAAGUCACGUCAGAAGAUUGUCGGUCCCGCCACUGGGGUUUAGUCGACCCACACCCCACCUUGUCUAGCGCACGGAUCGAUGUUGCGGUCAGGGACCGAUAUAAGCUAGCAAAAGUCCUGCAACAUGACUUCUCUUACACACAGACGGGUCCGCGCCUAUAUAUGCUUUACAAGUUUUUGGCGGUAUCACUUUACAAGCUCCAUGGCGAGUUUUUAACGCAAAUCAACAUUCCAGUAUUACAUCACAGAAAUCUACAAGAAAAAUUGUUUGAAUGGCUGGAAAAAGAAAUCUUUACCCCCAAAGAUAGUCAUCCUGUGCUUGGAAUCGCCCCUGGACCCGACUUAACUUGGGAGUCAGGUGGUCCCGAUCUGCAAAAAUAUGGGGCCAUUCAGGAAGAAUUGAUCAGAUACUUUUCUGAUGAGCGCAGUGAUCCAAACAUCUCCACGUCAGUUAUCCUAGAACAGUACCGAGCUAAACAUGCGAAAAAGUAUCUGGCAUUACGGCAACUCUCAGGAUCAUUUCCUGAAGACCCGAAUAGACCUUCAAUCAAACCAAACUUCCCGGAAAUCCUAGAGUACCUUUCAAAUAUGGCCGAAAACCUGGAAAUAAAUCUGAUUUCCCACAACGAUAGGCAUUCGAAGACGGCAAGAGAACACUCAGCGUUGGUUUCACCAUAUGUUUUGAUGUUUGAAAAAACUUUUCGGGCGGCAGAAAUAGACAAAGGAGACCUCAGGAGUUAUUACCCAACCCUGCCAAUAUCAAUGUGCUUCCAUGAUCAUGUACCUGGUCCGAAGCCUUUGCGAAUGAUAGACCCGAAUGGAAAGAUAUAUGAUGUACAAACCUUACGCCCCAAACUGAGAAGAAUGUUGAAAGCUGUGGACAUUUUACACAUCAAGGCCAUGUCAAAACUGAAAAGAAAACUGUCUGCUCAAUGCAUUAAAAAGAGAAGACAAUCUGCAUCAAAAUUUCUGAUCGACUCGCUCACUCGACCAAAAGGAAGUCUACCACUUAUUGGACGCGCUCAAUCUCCUGAGGGCAUUGCCCCAUGGUUCAGCAAGUCGUAUGGCAAGCCCAUUUAUUUUGGAGAAGUUCAAUUGAAGAUGUUGAAAUAUUUUUCUGAAGAGUUGGAGAAGGAAGAUCUGAUACACAUUCCAGCAUUUCUUUUGCUCAGUUGGCAUUGUGCUAAUCCUAAGUAUCAGCUGAAGUCUUCUUGAGUUAUUUCUCAGCAUCUUCAUUUUAUUUGAAUCAAUGCAUUGUGUUAAUUUUGCAAAUAGUAAA